AGGGUAGCUUUUGAACACCCUGGCCUCGCACAGCGAGAAAACUUCCCCAGAGAGAUGCGGAAAGGCCUGACGCCAAGCGCUCCGCCCGAUUUCCCGGUGCCAACAGCCCCUUGAGCCUGAGAAAACUUACCAACAGGGCCUCAAAUCCACCAAGUGGCGCCAGGUACGCUCUUCAGACCAGACCACAAAGAUUCCUCUUUUGGACCCACCUUUCCUUUUAUGCAAGCCAAUCCCUGCCGGGAUAUUCGGUAGAUUGACCAAUCAGAGUGAGUGUCGUCCCCGGGCUCUGAUCUUGCCAAUCAAAACCGCACUUGGGUUCCCGCCUCAGCAGGAAAGUCCCGCCCCUCUGCAAGGAGUGCGUCUCCAGUCACGCCCGAACCUACGGACCAAUCAGCGAAGGUCACGAGCUUUUAACCAAUCGGGACGCGGCUCGCGCACUAGUCUCUUCCGGAGGCAGUGCUUUGGAAGUCCCACCUUUUCCCUGAUGCCGCACGUCUUCUAUCACGUGAUCAUCAAAGGGGUGGGCACGCGCUGCGCGCUUUGCCUCGUGACACAGGAAAAGCUGUGUGUAGGGGCCGCCAUUUCACCCAGAGAGAUGCGUUCUGCUUCCUAAAGUCCAGACCCUGUCCCAGUGGUAUCGCGACUCCGUCGGGCCACCGAUCUCCGCCUUUUCAGCCUACAGGCUUUUCCUGUUGUUGAUUCCAGGACCACCUCAGCACUAGAUCAUUUCCCUGCCCGGUGUCCGAUUUGACCUCUUGACCUCUGGCUCAAAGGUCAGCUCCAAGCUUCUGAACUCGUGCCUGGGAUGUGAGUGGGGACAGUCUAAAUUCCUUCAGUCUCAAGUCCCAGGUUCCUAGGUCUCACCGUUCAGGCGCCCCCAUAUCCAAAGAUUGACCCAGGAAUUCCCUAAAUCCAGCCCGAGAGAAUGAAAUAAUGCUUACCCAUUUUCCCUUAAGUUUCAAAACGCAGCCCAACCUGCCUCAGCCCCAUACCACAGAUCUGUUUCUGGAUUUAUGAAUCCCACACUGGUAACCCUCGUGACUUGAGUCAAGCCCGGUUCCUGCUCCCAUGGUUUCAGAGUUUAGCCCUGGUCUUUUCCAACCUGCUCUUCAGAUUCUGGAACUCGGUUCUAAAAUCUUUCAAAUCUCCAUCCUUGAGAUCUAACCCUUGUGAAGGAUCCUCCUCUCUUCCAUUCUCAAUCCCUCAGUUCAUCUUAUAGACCCCCAAAAUGACUUCUCCAUGCUCGGCUCCCCCAGAACCCUCAAUCCCUCUUCGAAGAUCUCCUGAACCUCAAGCCCCCAUCGUUCCAACUCCUCCCCUACCCCCGAGUCCCUUGAACUUAGCUUUUCUACCCCAACCCUGUAGUUUCCAGCCCCAUAUUCCCCCACCACCCCCACUGCCGCCUCCACCCUCUGCCGCUAGGGGCGCUCCCCCUCACGUCUACGGCCUGGAGAAGAGCCAGCUCCUGAAGGAAGCCUUGGAGAAGGCAGGCCCAGUCCCGACGGGCAGAGAAGAUGUAAAGAGGCUCCUGAAGCUGCACAAGGACCGGUUCCGGAGCGACUUGCAGUGGAUCCUCUUCUGUGGUGACCUGCCCUCCCUCAUCCAAGAAGGCCCUCAAUGUGGGUUGGUGGCCUUGUGGAUGGCAGGCACUCUCCUGUUGCCCCCCAGCGGCAUCCCCCUGGAGAGACUGGUACAGGUAGCCAUGGAGAGAGGCUACACUGCCCAGGGAGAGAUGUUCUCUGUGGCUGAUAUGGGCAGGCUGGCCCAGGAGACAUUGGGCUGCCAAACCAAGCUGCUGUGUGGCGGCCUGGGUGGUCCCAACAGAGACCUUGUCCUGCAGCACCUUCUCACUGGAUAUCCCCUGCUUUUCCCCUACGAUGAGGACUUCAACCACGAACCUUGUCAGAAGAAGGGCCACAAGGCCCACUGGGCAGUGAGUGCAGGGGUACUGCUGGGUGUGCAGUGGGUGCCGCGCCUCGGCUACACUGAGGACCCUGAGCUGCCUGGCCUUUUCCAUCCUGAGCCUGGCAUACCCUGCCAGCCACCAUCCAUGCCAGAAGAAGGCUCUCCAGGAGCUGUCUUCCUUCUCUCCAAGCAGGGCAAGAGUUGGCACUACCAGCUGUGGGACUAUGACCAAGUCCGGGACAGCAACCUGCAGCUGACAGACUUCUCACCCUCAAGGGCUGCUGAUGGACAGGUGUAUGUGGUGCCCACUGGUGGGGUGCGGGCUGGCCUUUGUGGCCAGGCCCUGCUGCUCAGACCAUGAGAGUCCAGCAACUAGCCGAGGCUGGGGUGCCUGACUGUAGCUUAAAUCUGUCACCAUUUGAAGAGUGCCCCAGCUUUUCUUCCUGUGUGACACAUGAAGGUUUGGCUGGAUCUCUGAGAGCCUUCCACACAGAGAUCCUUCAUCACGGUCCCCCCACCCUUCCAUUUCAAGUCUGGACAUGGCUCAGGCCCAAGCCCAAGCCCAUCCGUUCCAGAUCAAGCACCCACUGAUUCCUGUCUCCAUAUCCUGUGUCCUGUACAGCCCACCAGAGUGCGCCAUCCACCGCUUUCUCUACAUUUCGCUACAUUUUCUAAGCCACCAUCACCUUGCUAGAUAUCUGCACGAGCCUCCUUCUUGGACUCUGCACUGCCCCACAGUCUGCUCACAGGACAGGGACUAAAUGCUUCCCCACUCAGCUCCCCUCUGCUUGUCCCAGGCUUUUCCUCAUGUGCUCUGCCUGCCAGCCUUACUGGCCUUUCAAGUCCCUAGAGUAUCAAGUAUGCCUUCCUCGGGUGAGAGUCCUAGGGCCUAGGCUUGGCGCCCACCAUGUCUUCUGGGUGUUUCAAGUCCCGUCUGAGAGCAGUCAGGUAUGUCAGCCCCUUCCUAGUGUUGAUUCAUCAAGUUCUCCAGCCCUGUAAGGGAAGUUCUAGAUUCCUUGUCUUAGUCCAUUUUAUACAAAAUACUUGAAACCUUUAUAAAGAAUAGGGGUUUAGGGCUGGGGUUCUAGCACACUGGCAGAAGCACAGGGUUCAGUCUUUAGCAUCACAUAAAAAUAAAGGCAUUCUAUCCAUCUACAAUACCAAAAAAAAAAAAGAAUUGGGG
Messenger RNA from Sciurus carolinensis (gray squirrel), 3088 nucleotides. It is a transcript of the gene Actmap, whose product is annotated as actin maturation protease. The transcript is spliced from 6 exons. The record is from RefSeq and is a predicted model, not a curated record. NCBI's taxonomy places the organism in Eukaryota, Metazoa, Chordata, Mammalia, Rodentia, Sciuridae. The coding region runs from base 1229 to 2266 and encodes 345 amino acids.